Molecule: messenger RNA, 1044 nt
Organism: Talaromyces atroroseus
Lineage: Eukaryota; Fungi; Ascomycota; Eurotiomycetes; Eurotiales; Trichocomaceae
Exons: 4
Coding region: 1-1044 (347 amino acids)
Source: RefSeq, a predicted model, not a curated record
AUGUCUUCUUCGGGAUUGCCCAACAUACCUUCGCUGCGAAAGCAACAGUUGCUACUGGAAUUUAAGAGUUUAAAGUAUGCGCCGCCUCCUGGUGUCUACGUGAGCAUCGCCAAUCCUACAGACCCAACGUUUUGGAGCGGAGUCAUAUUCAUUCGAAAAGGCCCCUAUACUUCGGCCGUCCUCCGGUUCAAUAUUAAAUUUCCUGCCUCUUACCCCGAAUUACCACCGCUUGUCACAUUUACGACCGAUAUCUUCCACCCACUCAUUGUCCCUCUAACAACGUACACGUUCACAACAGGUUCCUCAAAUGAAGCACCCGUCAGUGCAACAGACGAGGAACGACUGUCACCCGGGGCAUUCAGCCUACGCCAUGGCUUCCCUCGAUGGUUUGGUCGAGCCCAGCGAACUACAGGCAAUUCGGUGAAUGCCUCUCGAAAUGUUAGUGGAGGGAGCAUAGCAUCUGAUGAUACGACUCGCAGCGAGAUAAGUGAACAGCAAAGUCAUGAUGCGCAGAACAGCUCUCAAACACCAACUGCUGGGAAUAUAGAUGAGAGCGCUGCAAAGCCAUCAACGCGAGAAACCCUCUUGCAGACCGAGAAUACUGUUCGCAUUUCUAAAGCCCCUGCAGCAACGCCGCACGAGGAUAACGUAGCAACAGUCCACGUGCUGACAUUGCUCGGCUAUAUCCGCUCAACAUUUGAUGACGAGAAUGUACUUGACUCCCUCCCUCUUGAUGCUGCCGGAAACCCAGGCGCAUGGCAUGCUUGGAAAGCACAUCGUCGAACGGUUAAAGGUGCAGGCUUUGCAACGCCGGAUAAGAGAGGAGCCCCUCAGGCCCGUUUGCCUGGAGAGUGGAACUGGGAAGGGGUGUGGGCAAAGAGGGUCCAAAGCGGAAUCCAGGCCAGUCAGUCUGAUGCUGUAUUGUUUGCGAAUGCUUCUAGGAUGGAAACAGAAUCUAUACGAUUCGUGAAUCUGGAUUCUGCUGCCUUGAACGGCGUCAAGGAAAGGAUGAUUUCGGGACUGAAAGAAAAUCUCAACGGAUGA